Messenger RNA from Lytechinus variegatus (green sea urchin), 4124 nucleotides. RefSeq names its product aurora kinase C-like. NCBI's taxonomy places the organism in Eukaryota, Metazoa, Echinodermata, Echinoidea, Temnopleuroida, Toxopneustidae. Gene Ontology annotation, biological process: mitotic spindle organization; protein phosphorylation; regulation of cytokinesis. The record is from RefSeq and is a predicted model, not a curated record. The coding region runs from base 166 to 1236 and encodes 356 amino acids. Gene Ontology annotation, cellular component: chromosome passenger complex; spindle midzone; spindle pole centrosome. The transcript is spliced from 10 exons. Gene Ontology annotation, molecular function: ATP binding; protein kinase activity.
GGAAACCAACCAGCCGCAUUGUUGUCAUUGACUGAUUGAGCUGUGUGAUCGAGUUUUCCGCGAAAAUCCCUAUCAAGAUAUCCAUCAUUUGCAAUAUUAUAGGGUUUUUUUUUCAAGUGAAGUUCAUCAUUCUGUUAGCAAAUAUUACAGAUCGUCAUUUCCGAGAUGACUUCAGAAUAUGGCAAAGAGAAUUCUUCUCAAGCCCACAUGCCAUCGAAGGCACACAUGACACCUGUUAGUGUACCAAGGGCCAACGCGGGACCAAAGAGGAUCCUUAAGCCAAAUGGCUCAAACGUUGCUUCUCUGAACAGAGGUACAACAGCCCAGGCCAGAACACAGCCUGUCAAACCAGCUGAGAGUGGACAUGGGCAAACCAGAAAACAAGAUGAAAACCCCAAUGAACAGAAGAAAUCAUGGAAGUUGAAAGACUUCGAUAUUGGUCGUCCGUUGGGCAAGGGCAAGUUUGGGAGUGUUUACCUGGCACGUGAGAAACAGACCAAGUAUAUCGUGGCCCUCAAGGUGCUCUUUAAGUCUCAGCUUCAGAAGGCUCAAGUGGAGCAUCAGUUGAGGAGAGAGAUUGAAAUCCAGUCUCAUCUUAGGCAUCCCAAUAUUCUCAGGCUCUUUGGUUAUUUCUAUGAUGACAGUAGAGUAUACUUAAUUUUAGAAUAUGCUCCUCGUGGAGAACUUUACAAGCAAUUGCAGAAAGUAGGGAGAUUUGAUGAGCAAAGAACAGCAACUUAUAUCCGUGAGCUAGCCGAUGCCCUAAAUUACUGCCAUUCCAAGAAAGUCAUCCACCGUGACAUCAAACCAGAGAAUCUUCUUUUAGGUCUUCUCGGUGAUCUUAAGAUCGCUGACUUUGGUUGGUCUGUUCAUGCUCCUUCAUCAAGGCGAAACACCCUAUGUGGCACGAUGGACUACCUCCCUCCUGAGAUGAUCGAGGGACGCAUGCAUGACGACAAGGUAGACCUAUGGAGUUUAGGUGUACUCUGCUAUGAAUUCUUAGUCGGAAAGCCUCCUUUUGAAGCAGAGGGUGCUAAUGAGACUUACCGUAGAAUCACAAGGGUUCAGUAUCAGUUCCCAAAUUAUGUAACCGCCGGUGCCAGAGAUCUCAUCAAAAAGUUACUCCAACAUAACCCCGCCCACAGACUACCACUAGAACAGGUGCUUACCCACCCCUGGAUUGUAGAGAAUUCUAAGAAGAAGCCUUCAGCAUCCUCCUCAGAAUCACAAUCAUGAUAGACUCAUAUCCCUACAGAGAUAUAUAUUCUUUAUACUUUGGUCCAGAUGACCCAUCCAUGCCUUACAGUCAUCUAGUACUGUACCGUCAAAGCUGGUACUCACUUAUGUGUUUACUUUCGAGCGGAUGACAGGAUGAGAUAUUUCCCUCCUGUUACUUAUUGAAAGGAGGAUCGGGGAGCAUCACUUGAAAUAAUACAUGUGGACGUUGAUGAUGAUGAUUACAAUGUGAGCGUGGUCAAUGAUGUCUAUGGUGUUUGUACAGCGGGAUGACUGCGAGGAUGAUAAUUGUCCCUGUUCUCUUUAUCGAUUUUUGUUUUCUAGUUGUGAUGAGUUAGAUCAUGGUGAUCUUCAACAAUCGGGAUGAUUAUGUGACUGUAACAAUAUCUACUGAUAAUCAUUCUUUCAAACGUAAAAUGACUAUGUGGUUACAAGAAUCAGAAUUUUUUUUUUGUACUGUUCUGUUACUAAUCGUCCUUUAUAACAUGUUCAUUUUUUUUUUCUUUGGUUGUCAGUUGGGCAACUUAUAGUAUAUCAUGAGUUGCCAGGUUGGCAACCGUAGAAAAGAGUGAGAGCCUUGUAAUGAGUAUCAAUCCUAGAGCAUUGGUUUACAAAGAGUGCUCUUAAAUUUCCUCUUGCACUUAGUGCACAAUACAUCACUGCAUUGGUCAGAAAGUAGUCAAAUGACAUGCACUACUUGUCGUCAUCAAUGCAAUUGUGAGCUUUAGUGUUCAUGAAUUACAAUAUGUCACACGCUCCGUGAAACACCUCCCAAGUUUUCCUUGUGUUUCAUUUUUGUUCAAAAUAAGUAUAAUUUUCUGGUACUGCAUUCGGGAUGAUUUUUAUCAGUUUACUAAUAGUGAGCUUGCUCAUAUAGUAAUUUUUUUUUCUUAACUUUUAUUAAUUGAUGAUUUUUUUUAAAAUAAUGUGGACUAAUUCACUCCUUGCUCAUGUUUUGGCAUUAAUUUAGACUUAGUUGCAGCAACAGUAUGAUGUAUAGACAUUGUAUUAUCAAUAUCAGAUAGAAAUAUUUUCCGAAUGGUAUACCUAUAGCUAAGCAAACCAUGAUAUAGCCAUGGCAUAAAUUAUAAUGUUUCUUGGUAUUUGGGUUUUCGGGGUAUUGUAUUUUUUUUACAGAUUGCCAAAAACGCAAACAUUAAGUUUGGAGGGAGCAUUACUUACUUUGCCAACAAUACUUGCUUCAGUUUGCAAGAUAUGCCCUAUCCUCUCUGUCUUUUUCUUUAUUGAAUUAUUGCACUAUCUAGUAAAUAUGAAAUUGAAAGUCCAAAUCAAAUUCAUUAUAAUUGAUAGAAGUACAUAGAUAAGUAACUUUUUUAUCAUGCUGGUUGUAGUUUAUUUUUGUUAUGGCAAGUAAUUUUAUGUUUUUCUUUUUUUUUAUUUUCCUGCCAAAGUUAGCAGUAUAUUGUUGUACAUGUAUUUACUAUGCACUAUAUAGACUUAUUUUCUGAUGGAGUAAUGAUUGUCCUUUCCUUAACAAAGUAUGGACCUUUUGUUUUAUGUGGUGUCAUUUACAAUCGUAAGAUUUUCAGUAUUUGUGAUUGACAUGAAGCCUUGCGAGUGAUUUCACCUAAUACAAUGCAACAUACAAAUGUUUAUAAGGAACUUACAAUUUGUUAGAUUCCAUUAUUUGGCAUGAAACAGCAAUCUUUGGCAGUAGUAUGUACUAUACUGUUCAAUCUACUAGCCCAACAGUUGGAAGUCUUCCAGCUACCCAUUGUUAACUCCAUUUUCCUGACAUGUCAAGUAUUUGGGUUAACUAAAUUCGUUGAAAAAAAAAUACUGACUUGUUCUUUACAUGUCGGUUUUAAGGGUGCAUCAUUAUUUUCGAAACCAUGUUUCUAGCGUAAUGUAAAUUAUACAUGUGAAUACUGAUAUGGUAAAAAAAAGUGCAGUCACAGGGUUUUUUUUUUAAAGACUUAUGAAGAGUGAAAGCAGGUUUGAGACAAGGUUUGUAGGUUACGUGAGAGCAAAAAUAUGUUUGGAAGAAAAAAAAAUACAUCAAAAAGACACUCCCCUGUAAAACCUUUAAGACUCUAAUUUCAAAUGGUGGUCUAAAAUGUACUUCUCCAGAGAAUGUUGCCCCCAUGACCAGAUGUUGUCAUCUAAUUGAACUUACCCACAUUGGUGGCCACAAUUGUGGUAAAUCAACCUUAUUGGAUUUUAUUAAAGCGAACAGACACCCACCUUGAUCUGCCUUUCUCAUUUUCUUUCAUGAAAGGUACUGAAAUCUGUAACUUUAUGUUGUCCAUUCCUAGUUUGUGCAUUUCACAACACAUCUGCAUUAAGCUUCACCCUUCUUGAGUCACUUCUUAAUGUAAAUCUUUUGAGAUUGGUCGACCACACCAGUUCAACAUGAUGCAUUAUGUGCGUUUCUAUUUCAAAGUGAUUACAAACCUCAUUCAAACAGUGCAGUUUUCCUGAAAUCACUCUUGUAGGUCUAUUGAUCAAUCCUUAUUUUUCCCUAGGCUUGGAAUUCUUCAUCCAGUUCAAUAUUUCUUAAUUUUGAUGCAUGCUUUCGGUAGAAGUAAGUUGGUUGAUCCAUAAGGACUCUCAUGAUAAUGAACUGCACAAAUAGAAAAGGAUGAAUGUUUUCACUCAUUAUUUCACGUACUGUUUGUAGCCCUAGUUGAAUAAAAAAAAUCACAUUUGUAUUCAUGUUGACAUCUUUGCGUAAGUUCAGUUUUCAGUUGGAAGAAUCACACCAAAUAUAUUGGCAAUGUGUGUUGGCCUACUUGUUAUAUGCCUUUUGUGUAUAGUGGAUGUGUAAAUUUGUAAAUAUGUGUCCUUUAUUACAUGUUCAUGGACAUGCAAAUAUGUAAUAUUAAGAGAUGAAAAUAAACGCAGAUAGAGCAUUUUUUUAUACUGCA